Molecule: messenger RNA, 446 nt
Organism: Dufourea novaeangliae
Lineage: Eukaryota; Metazoa; Arthropoda; Insecta; Hymenoptera; Halictidae
Gene: RpS28b
Product: 40S ribosomal protein S28
Exons: 1
Coding region: 62-259 (65 amino acids)
Biological process (GO): maturation of SSU-rRNA; translation; ribosomal small subunit assembly
Cellular component (GO): cytosolic small ribosomal subunit; ribosome
Molecular function (GO): structural constituent of ribosome
Source: RefSeq, a predicted model, not a curated record
CUAUUCUUUCACUUCCGUAAAACGUCUUUUCGUUGUCGCAUGAAAGCCACGUGAGAGUAUCAUGGAUAAACCAGUAGUUUUGGCUCGUGUUAUUAAGGUCCUAGGCCGUACUGGCUCACAGGGUCAGUGUACACAAGUAAAAGUUGAGUUCCUGGGAGAACAAAACCGACAAAUUAUCAGAAAUGUAAAAGGACCGGUACGAGAAGGUGAUCUCCUAACCUUACUGGAAUCGGAACGUGAAGCUAGAAGACUUCGAUAGGAGAAUUUACCUCCAAUAUAUAAAAACCGUCAGGAGUAUCCGGAUUCCGGCAACACAAUUCAUUCCACCGACUGAAAUGGGAUCACACCAACUAUUCCAGUACCACAAAACUACACACGAUCCAAAACAUAUAUGUCAAUGAAGAUGCUGCGACUUCUGUAAUAAAUACUGGUUACUAUUUCACGAA